Sinocyclocheilus grahami is the source of this 3513-nucleotide messenger RNA. It is a transcript of the gene ssbp3a, whose product is annotated as single stranded DNA binding protein 3a. Gene Ontology annotation, molecular function: protein binding; single-stranded DNA binding. Gene Ontology annotation, cellular component: nucleus. The coding region runs from base 126 to 2066 and encodes 646 amino acids. Lineage: Eukaryota; Metazoa; Chordata; Actinopteri; Cypriniformes; Cyprinidae. The record is from RefSeq and is a predicted model, not a curated record. The transcript is spliced from 29 exons. Gene Ontology annotation, biological process: positive regulation of transcription by RNA polymerase II.
CAUGAUGCCGCUGUGGCAGGGUCGGUUGAAGCGGAUGGGGUCAGAGGCGGGCUACACGUUGACAGCUGGAGUAUAAGGAAACAUCGCAGACAAACUGGCAGACGCGUUUAUAUUCAGCGCAAGUCAUGUUCGCGAAAGGUAAAGGGACCGCGGUGCCAUCAGACGGGCAAGCUCGGGAAAAGUUGGCAUUGUACGUCUAUGAAUAUUUGUUACACGUGGGAGCUCAGAAAUCUGCACAGACGUUUUUAUCAGAGAUAAGAUGGGAGAAGAACAUAACCCUUGGUGAACCACCAGGCUUUCUGCACUCUUGGUGGUGUGUGUUUUGGGACCUGUACUGUGCAGCACCUGAGAGAAGGGACACAUGUGAUCACUCCAGUGAAGCUAAGGCCUUCCAUGACUAUAGUGCUGCUGCGGCACCCAGUCCAGUCCUAGGCAACAUGCCCCCCGGUGACAGCAUGCCGGGUGGACCCAUGCCCCCCGGGUUCUUCCAGGGACCACCUGGUUCCCAACCCUCCCCUCACACUCAGCUAGCUCCCAACCCUAACAUGAUGGGGGCGCAUGGACAGCCUUUUAUGUCUCCUCGCUAUGCUGGAGGACCUCGGCCACCCAUCAGAAUGGGUAACCCGCCUCCAGGUGGGCAGCCUUUACCUCCAAAUAUGAUGGACCCUACACGACCAACAGGCCAUCCAAAUCUGGCACCUAUGCAGAGAAUGAAUGCUCCUCGAGGAAUGGGCCCGAUGGGACCGGGACCACAGUCUGAUCCUUGGUUAUCAUUACAGAGCUAUGGAGGAGGAAUGAGGCCUCCAAACUCCAUGGGCGCUGGAAUGCCAGGGGUGAACAUGGGAGCAGGAGCAGGUAGACCGUGGCCUAAUCCUAAUAACGGAAACACAAUACCAUAUUCCUCAUCAUCCCCAGGAACAUAUCUGGGUCCUCCAGGAGGAGCAGGAGGUGGUGGAUGUCCUCCAGGAACACCCAUCAUGCCAAGUCCAGCAGACUCCACUAACUCAGGUGAAAACCUCUACACAUUGAUCAACUCCGUACCACCAGGGGGGAACAGAUCUAAUUUUCCUAUGGGUCCUGGGUCAGAUGGACCAAUGGGAGGACUGGAACCACAUCACAUGAAUGGCUCACUGGGUACGGUUGACAUAGAUGGACUCCCAAAGGUAUUAUUAAACCUAUUAUUUAGACUUAUUAUUUCUUUUGAAAUGGUGUUAAAACUAGCAUAUGGCAACCUUCUCUUCCUCCCCCUACCCUCUUUGCAGGGACCACCUGGUUCCCAACCCUCCCCUCACACUCAGCUAGCUCCCAACCCUAACAUGAUGGGGGCGCAUGGACAGCCUUUUAUGUCUCCUCGCUAUGCUGGAGGACCUCGGCCACCCAUCAGAAUGGGUAACCCGCCUCCAGGUGGGCAGCCUUUACCUCCAAAUAUGAUGGACCCUACACGACCAACAGGCCAUCCAAAUCUGGCACCUAUGCAGAGAAUGAAUGCUCCUCGAGGAAUGGGCCCGAUGGGACCGGGACCACAGUCUGAUCCUUGGUUAUCAUUACAGAGCUAUGGAGGAGGAAUGAGGCCUCCAAACUCCAUGGGCGCUGGAAUGCCAGGGGUGAACAUGGGAGCAGGAGCAGGUAGACCGUGGCCUAAUCCUAAUAACGGAAACACAAUACCAUAUUCCUCAUCAUCCCCAGGAACAUAUCUGGGUCCUCCAGGAGGAGCAGGAGGUGGUGGAUGUCCUCCAGGAACACCCAUCAUGCCAAGUCCAGCAGACUCCACUAACUCAGGUGAAAACCUCUACACAUUGAUCAACUCAGUACCACCAGGGGGGAACAGAUCUAAUUUUCCUAUGGGUCCUGGGUCAGAUGGACCAAUGGGAGGACUGGAACCACAUCACAUGAAUGGCUCACUGGGUACGGUUGACAUAGAUGGACUCCCAAAGAACUCUCCUAAUAAUCUAAGCAGCAUGAUAAAUCCACCAGGAACGCCACGAGAUGACAGUGAAUUAGGAGGAAGUUUCCUACACUCUUUCCAAAAUGAAAACUACUCACCGACAAUGACAAUGAGUGUGUGAAGGAUGAGCUCCAGCACCAAGACACCACAUGUCUUAAAGAACAAGGACCAACCUCACCAAGAACCAGUUGAGUCUAACCUCACACAUCCAUAGGAACCAAAUCCUACCGCAGCUCUGGAUGAGGGUGGAUGCUUCUCAUUUCAGCACGGAUAGAGGAAGGACCUGUCUGAGAUGAGAGCUCCAUCAUUUUAAACCACUCCAAUAUUUUCAUAUAACUUUAACAUAGAAGCCCACACACACCAAGACAACAUAAAUUUGCUUCUUUUUGUUAAGUGGAUCUCAAAAUUUCAGGACCAUGACAACAUUUACACUGUGGAUGUAGUGCAGAAUACUAUGUACUUCAGCGAGGAUGUGCAGCAUGUGUGUAACAUUCCAUUAAGAGUAUUUUAGGAUCUACACCUUAGGCUACAGUAGAUUUGAUAUGCACCAAUGCGAAUGACAAAAAAAUCUAGCAUUCUGCUAUAAUUUCCUUCAUCGCAUACUUGGGGAAAUACAAUGGACUGUUAGCUAAAUAAAAUUACUACUUCUGUUCAAUGUCAUGAUAUUUUAUAACAAUGGAUUUUACUGCUAAAGCCUUUUAAUGAGCCUAAUGUGGGACAUUUUUCCAUGGGACACUCAGAAGAUGACAUGAAAUCAAGAGUUGUUGUGUUUGACCAAACUCCCACCCAAAAACACACUUCAUCAUGCAACACUGCAUCUUUUCUCACUGGCUUGGUUUUCAUUUUCCUUUGUGCCAUUGUAGUGUUUUGACCCAUUGCUGUUUGCCUUUAGUCACAGUUAAAAACGUGCCGCUAACACCCAAAAGACAGUUAUUUAACUAAACUUAGCCAAGAAGGAAUGCCCUCUCACAUUCAACUGCUUUUAUUUCCUUCAAAUAUUUUGAGAUGUGUAAAUAUUUGUAUUAACAAUUUCAACAGCUGAGACAAACUGAACAAGUUUCACAGAUGUGGUGAACAGAAAUGGAAUACUGAGUCCCUGAAUAAAGGGGGUGUCUAUAUCAAAAGUAAAAAGUCUUGUGUGACCACCACACUAAGGUAUUUGCAAGUUCCUGAGCUUCUGGGGGGACACGUGGUUAGCCACUGUGAGGAUGAUUAGCUGUCCUUCCUAUCGCCCUGUUCAAUGAACAAGCUUGAAAAACAUUGUUUAAACACUUUCCAAAAAAUUGGAUUUUGUAAAAUUAUCUUUAAAAUAUAGUAUGCUGAAAAAGGGGUGAUUCAUUUUUUUUGCUGAGUUUAUAUAUUUUAAGUUUCUCUUCCCUAGUCUGUCUUAAUAUUGUACCGCCUUACUUGACCUGUUACAUCAUGUUGUUUAGCCUUUACUGUAUGUAUUAUGUUCCUUGGAAUACACAGUGAAAUGACUUGUGUAAUUUUUAUGAUUAAAUUAUUUUUUUGUUCAUACAACUAUUUCAAGUCUCAUCUCUUCUGCAAGUAAAUAUGUAUAAUAACAA